GUUAUUAAUUCACCAUUUGUUUUAAACCAAUUACAUUGUAAUGGUGUUCUUGAAGGUAUCCGUAUUUGUCGAAAUGGUUUUCCGAAUCGAAUUUCAUUCCAAGAAUUUUGUCAGCGUUAUGAUAUUUUAUGUCCAAAUAUCAUAUUAAAAGGUUUCAUGGAUAGCAAAACUGUCUCGCAAGAAAUGAUAAAACAGCUUAAAUUAGAUGAAGGGAAAUAUCGAAUUGGUUUAACGAAAAUCUUCUUUCGUGCAGAUGUUCUUAGUUUCUUAGAAGAAAAACGUGAUUUGAAAUUAGCAAAUAUUAUCACUCAACUUCAAGCAUUAAGUCGAGCAGUGUUAACACGUAAAUAUUAUCAGAGACGUAUUCAAAAAUGGAAUCUUGUUUGUGUGAUGCAACAAAAUCCAAACAUUAUAAAAGUGGAGGAUUCAUUACCACAAAAACAAGAGGAAAUGCGUCGAAUGAAAGCAGAAAUAGAAUCAUGUGUAUCACGAGAACAAGAAAGCAAACAGCAGUUACAAAUAGUUCAACAGGAAAAAGAUAUAGUUAACGACAGACUUGCAAAUGUUAUUGAAGCACUAAAAGAAUCUGAUGAGGUAGACUCAUUAAUAGAGAUUUGAAUCGAAUUGGUUAUUUUUUUUCUUAAAGAAUUUCCACCGCGUUCAAACUAUAGUAGAAGUAAUGGAACAACGUUUAAAAAAUAAUGAACGAAUUAUAAGUUUGCUCAGAGAAGAGAAUAAAAACUACAAGACAAUGUUGCGGAAGAGAAUCAACAAAAACUCAAUGUUUUAACAAAACUGCAACUGGCAGAAGAUUUGCUUUUUAAAUCAAGUCAACCUACUAAUGAUAAAGAACAAUUCCCUCAACAUAAAGUUAAGACAAAAGAUCAGGAAAAAAGUUUGAUUCAGGUACGUCAAUACUAACAAAAAUCAAGUUUACAACAAAAUAAGCCUGUCAAAUAACUGUGUUGUUGAAACAUGCGAAAAUUCGGAACAUCUUGGGCUCUAAAUACUAGCGAAAAACGAUGAAAACAGUGUGGAUAGUUUCUGAAAGCU
Rotaria sp. Silwood2 is the source of this 1053-nucleotide messenger RNA. The record is from the annotation of a GenBank genome assembly. Lineage: Eukaryota; Metazoa; Rotifera; Eurotatoria; Philodinida; Philodinidae.